AUGGUAACGCUGCAGUGGAUUACCCGAUGGGGAACUCUUGAUAUCGGCGGUGGAUCUGGAACGGUACGACACACAAGCCUCGUUAGUCCACUUGAAGCCAUUCGAAACAAGGUCCGUUCUUUAGGUGGGCGCAUUCAAUGGCUCUUCGACAAUGACGAGAUUGCGGACGGAAGGUUUCGUUCGAUCUACCCGGUACCGCAGGUCUGCUUGAUUUUCCUCAAUGCUUUCGCAACAGAAGGUUCAGAUCGGCCUGAUCUGGACUUCCAUUGGAAUGCUACCCUUGCGGUGGAGAGUACAGCAAAGUUGUGUCCCAACACUGUCGUCGUCACACAUGGCCCUGGUGUUGUGUUGAUGCCUUGGGCUGAAAACGAGAACGUAACGGCUAUUCUGGCAGCACAUUGUCCAGGAGAGGAAAUCGAGAACUCUAUUACUGAUGUCCUCUGGGGCGACGUAGAACCAUCUGGUCGUCUUCCGUAUUCUAUCCCAAAGCCUGCAGCGGAUUACGGUCCACCCAUUGUGGAAUUGCCUCGCAAUGUCACUGAUCCAGAUGCAUGGCAGGCAGAUUACGUCGAAGGUCAAUUGAUUGACUAUCGUCGCUUCGACGCGAAUCACGACUUGGAGCCGCACUACGAGUUCGGAUUUGGACUUUCGUAUACCAGUUUUGUAAUGAGUCAUGAAUUGAAUGUCGAGCUUCGUGGUGUGCCUUUGACACCUGUCCCUGAUAAGUCGAAAGGAAUCGCACCGGGUGGACUCAGGGAUCUCUGGACCGUGGUCGCUGUGGCUACGGUGAACAUCACGAAUAACGGUGGCCGGGCUGGCUCUGCUGUACCACAGCUAUAUCUGUCCCUUCCUCAGGAAACAACUCCUGCAGGCACGCCCGUGAAAGUCUUGAGAGGUUUCGAAAAGGUGCAUCUCCUACCAGGUGAGACGCAAGCGGUGACGUUCAAUUUAAUGAGGCGAGACGUUAGUUUCUGGGAUGUCGACAGCAAGACUUGGACCAUUCCAGCCGGGUCGAUUCGUUUCACGGCAGGGUUCAGCGCAAAGGACUUGCACGCAGUACGUGACGUUGAAGUUUUGGUCUAG
Molecule: messenger RNA, 1083 nt
Organism: Alternaria burnsii
Lineage: Eukaryota; Fungi; Ascomycota; Dothideomycetes; Pleosporales; Pleosporaceae
Exons: 1
Coding region: 1-1083 (360 amino acids)
Biological process (GO): glucan catabolic process
Molecular function (GO): beta-glucosidase activity
Source: RefSeq, a predicted model, not a curated record